Molecule: messenger RNA, 3113 nt
Organism: Cynoglossus semilaevis (tongue sole)
Lineage: Eukaryota; Metazoa; Chordata; Actinopteri; Pleuronectiformes; Cynoglossidae
Product: glutamate receptor ionotropic, kainate 1
Exons: 15
Coding region: 402-2969 (855 amino acids)
Biological process (GO): monoatomic ion transport
Cellular component (GO): membrane
Molecular function (GO): signaling receptor activity; ligand-gated monoatomic ion channel activity
Source: RefSeq, a predicted model, not a curated record
CCCCUCCCUCUCCUCCUCCUCCUCAUCAUCAGCAUCACAUGCAGCCCUCAAUUCAAGUGUACACCGGGGAAAACUGGUGAUCACAGGGAUGUGUGAAGAGAGUACAUGGGGAGCAGAAAUCAAUGGAUUGGAUGGAAUGGAAAUUUUCAAUAGAAACUCCGGAGUUGUUUUGACAAGUGAAGAGUAGAAGUGGAGCGUGUGUUCCGUUUUCCUUUCCUACUUGGCUGUUCUUUGCUGUUUGUUUGUCUCCUCGCCGUGUGUGAGGAUGGAAGUGGAUCUAGAGCCAAUCUGUUUUUAUUAUGACUACAAGGACUGGCAGGCGAUGAAGCGUGAAGAGAAGAAUUAGAGUCGGACGAAAGAAAACUGAUGUCAGUGGUAAACUGGACCCUGGAGCUCGGACCAUGGCACAAGGGAAGGAGCUGUUGUUGUCGCUGCUCUACUUUAUGUCAGAGUUUUGGCUCAGUUCACAGCAAGUUCUGAGGAUCGGGGGCAUCUUUGAGACGCUUGAAAAUGAACCCAUAAGUUUGGAAGAACUGGCCUUUAAAUUUGCUGUAACCAGCAUAAACAGGAACCGGACUUUAAUGCCAAACACAACGCUGACCUACGACAUCCAGAGAAUAAACCAGUUUGACAGUUUUGAGGCCUCUAGAAGAGCCUGCGACCAGUUGGCACUCGGCGUUGGGACCAUUGUGGGCCCCUCUCACAGCUCAUCUGUCAGUGCAGUCCAGUCGAUAUGUAACGCCCUGGAAGUCCCACACAUCCAGACACGCUGGAAACACCCGUCAGUGGACAACAGAGACAGCUUCUUCAUCAACCUCUACCCAGAGUACGCCUCCAUUAGCCGGGCUGUGCUGGACAUUGUGCAGUUCUAUAAGUGGAAAGCUGUCACUGUUGUCUAUGAAGACGCAACUGGCCUAAUUCGUUUACAAGAGUUGAUCAAAGCUCCAUCCAGGUACAACAUUAAAAUCAAGAUCCGCCAGCUGCCAACAGGAAGUAAAGACGCCCGUCCUCUGCUGAAAGAAAUGAAGAAGGGAAAGGAGUUCUGUGUGAUCUUUGACUGCUCAUACCAAACAUCUGCUGAUGUUCUCAAGCAGAUCUUGUCUAUGGGGAUGAUGACUGAAUACUAUCACUUCUUCUUCACAACACUGGAUCUUUUUGCGCUCGACCUGGAGCCGUAUCGCUACACUGGCGUCAACAUGACAGGUUUCAGACUUCUCAACGUCGACAACCCUCAGGUUGCCGCGGUGAUGGAGAGGUGGUCCAUCGAAAGACUGCAAUCUCCUGGGAAAGUGGAGACCGGAAUGAUGGAGGGGAUGAUGACGACUAAUGCGGCUCUGAUGUAUGAUGCUGUCUUCAUGGUGGCUGCUGCAUCACAACGUGCUUCCCAGAUCACCGUCAGCUCCCUGCAGUGCCACAGACACAAACCCUGGCGCUUUGGAUCACGCUUUAUGAACAUGAUCAAAGAUGCACAAUGGAACGGCUUGACAGGACAAAUAAUUAUAAACAAGACAGAUGGCCUGCGGAAGGAAUUUGAUUUAAAUGUCAUCAGCCUAAAAGAAGACGGCUUGGAGAAGAUCGGGGUGUGGAACUCCCAGACAGGCCUUAAUCUAACAGAAAACAACAAGGAUUCAAACGCCAAUGUGACUGACUCUAUGGCUAACAGAACCCUGAUCGUCACGACACUGCUGGAGAAUCCUUAUGUAAUGUAUAAGAAAUCUGACAAGCCUCUGUACGGGAAUGAUCGCUUCGAGGGUUACUGCCUCGAUCUGCUCAAAGAGCUCUCCAACAUUUUGGGAUUUUCCUAUGAAGUUAAGCUCGUGUCAGACGGCAAAUAUGGAGCCCAGAAUGAUAAGGGCGAGUGGAAUGGCAUGGUCCGAGAACUCAUCGAUCACGUGGCUGACUUGGCCGUGGCUCCUCUCACCAUCACAUAUGUGAGAGAAAAAGUGAUCGAUUUCUCCAAGCCCUUCAUGACACUGGGGAUCAGCAUUCUCUACCACAAACCCAACGGCACCAACCCAGGAGUCUUCUCCUUCCUCAACCCUCUCUCUCCUGAUAUCUGGAUGUAUGUGUUGCUGGCCUGUCUGGGUGUCAGCUGUGUGCUGUUUGUCAUUGCCAGGUUUACUCCGUACGAGUGGUACAACCCACACCCCUGUAACCCAGACUCUGAUGUGGUUGAAAACAACUUCACCCUGAUAAACAGUGUCUGGUUCGGAGUUGGAGCUCUCAUGCAGCAGGGGUCUGAGCUGAUGCCUAAGGCCCUCUCUACCAGAAUCGUUGGUGGUAUCUGGUGGUUUUUCACACUCAUUAUCAUCUCCUCUUACACUGCAAACCUGGCUGCUUUCCUCACGGUGGAGAGAAUGGACUCACCGAUUGAUUCUGCUGAUGACUUGGCCAAGCAGACCAAAAUAGAGUAUGGUGCUGUGCGGGAUGGCUCCACUAUGACCUUCUUUAAGAAAUCUAAGAUCUCGACCUAUGAAAAAAUGUGGGCCUUCAUGAGCAGCAGGAAGAACACGGCUCUGGUAAAAAACAAUCGAGAGGGGAUACAGAGGGUCCUCACCACAGACUAUGCUCUUCUGAUGGAGUCGACCAGCAUCGAGUACAUCAGCCAGCGCAACUGUAACCUCACACAGAUCGGAGGCUUGAUAGAUUCCAAAGGAUAUGGUGUGGGAACUCCAAUUGGUUCCCCGUACAGAGACAAGGUCACUAUCGCCAUCCUACAGCUCCAGGAGGAAGGGAAGCUGCACAUGAUGAAGGAGAAGUGGUGGAGAGGGAACGGCUGCCCGGAGGAGGACAGCAAAGAGGCCAGUGCUCUGGGCGUGGAAAACAUUGGUGGAAUCUUCAUUGUGCUGGCAGCUGGACUGGUGCUUUCUGUUUUUGUGGCAAUUGGAGAGUUUAUUUACAAAUCCAGGAAAAACCUGGACAUCGAGGAGGUGAGUGUGGGCCAGUGUGAGUGGCACAACAAGUAUUAGACUAAAGGGAUUCUAUUAAAGUCUGGACAAGCUGGACCAAGGUACUGGACCAACGUCUGAAUGGGUUAAACUGCAUUGUUACAAUCACAUUUACAAACUUUUGAAUGCAGGAUUUGAUUUUUCCAGUCUUUUCUGGUUUGAAAA